Sesamum indicum (sesame) is the source of this 1838-nucleotide messenger RNA. RefSeq names its product vinorine hydroxylase-like. The record is from RefSeq and is a predicted model, not a curated record. Gene Ontology annotation, molecular function: iron ion binding; oxidoreductase activity, acting on paired donors, with incorporation or reduction of molecular oxygen; heme binding. NCBI's taxonomy places the organism in Eukaryota, Viridiplantae, Streptophyta, Magnoliopsida, Lamiales, Pedaliaceae.
UCUCGAUUUGUUUACAAUACUCAGUCCCGGAUCCAACAUAAAUCUUGAAACUUGUCAAGAAAACUUCUUCAUAUUUUGCUUGGUUUUGGACCAGAAUCAUCUUCUUGGAUCUCUUCUUUUCUCUACAGAAUGGAUUUGAUUUUAGUGCAUGUGGGAGCAAUAGUUUCUGGUCUGCUGUCCUUGGCCCUGCUCUACAAUCUAUGGAGGAAAAGUACUCGCAUAUCUAAGAAUGUUGAUUAUGGCUCUUAUCCUCCACAACCAAGAGGGGCCUGGCCUAUUAUAGGCCACCUUCAUCUUCUAAGUGGCCAGAACCACAUAGCUUAUACUCUAGGCACUCUUGCUGAUAAAUAUGGCCCUGUUUUCACUCUACGUCUAGGCAUGCAACGUGCAGUGGUCGUGAGUAGCCUAGAAGCUAUCAUGGAAUGCUUCACAACCAACGACAAGUGCUUCGCCAAUAGGCCGAAAUCCAGUGCUGGAGAGCAUCUUGUCUAUGCACACAAGCAGUUUGGCUUCAACAAUACUCCAUGUUGUCGCGAAAUGAGAAACCUUAUUUCCUUGGAACUCUUCUCAUCCUCAACGCUCAAGUCAAUCAAGAAACUUCGUGAGUCUGAGACAAUCACAACCAUAAAAAAGUUGUACUAUGAAACAAGAAGAGUGAGGCCAUCCAAAGUGGUGAUCAGCCAUUGGAUUGAAGAGAUGACUUCUAACAUAGUUGUGAAGAUGAUUGUUGGAAAAAGAUACGAAGAUGCUGCUGAAACAAGGGAAGUAGAAAGGCUUAGAAGCAUUAUAAGAGAAGUUGCAUGCUUAUCAGGGCAGUUUGUGGUUUCUGAUGUGAUUCCAAUUCCAUUGUUGAGAUGGAUGGAUCUUCAAGGGCACAUAAAGGGCAUAAAACGGGCAUCGAAAGAUCUUGAUGGCAUUAUAGAGGAGUGGAUCGACGAAUGUAUGAAGAGAAGAGUGAUGAAAGGGGAAGAGGGAGAGGAGCAAGACUUGAUGGAUGAAGUGUUUUCCAUUGUUAAUGACGAGUUCUUGAUUGAUGCACCUACAUGGCGAGCAAUAAUCAAAACCUUUGUGGUGAACAUCAUCCUCGGCAUCUUCGACACAACAUCCGUACACCUGAUAAGGCUCUUCUCAGUACUAACAAACCACAGACAAGUCAUGCAACGUGCCCAAGCAGAGAUAGAGACCAAUGUAGGCAAGCAAAGAUGGGUACAAGAAUCUGACCUCAACAACUUGCUCUAUCUCCAGGCCACCAUCAAAGAAACUCUGCGCUUGUAUCCGCCCCUGCCCCUGUCCCUACCGCAUGAGGCGGCCCACGAAUGCCGUGUUGCCGGCUACCUCAUUCCCAGGGGCACGCAGCUGUUUGUUAACCUGUGGAAACUGCACAGGGACCCUGGAUUUUGGCCGGAGCCUGACAGGUUCCUGCCUGAGAGGUUCUUGAUGACUGGCCAUGCACGUGCAAUGGAAGUCAGGGGGCAGCAGUUUGAGUUCAUCCCGUUUGGUUAUGGGAGGAGAUCGUGCCCUGGAAUCACGUUUGCCAUGGAACUUACAAGCUUUACACUUGCUAGAUUGGUUCAGGGUUUUGAUUUUUCUGCACUGGUGGAGCUGAAUGAAGAUUGUGUUGCUGUGGAGAGGGAGAAUCCAUUGGAAGUGCUGGUUAGUCCACGCUUGUCUUGGCAGCUCUAUGAACAGUUGUAGGACUUUGGUUUCUCAGGAAAUGUGAUGCAUGAAUCAGAUGAGAAUGUUGAACAAUAAUGUGCUGAUUUCUAUGUAUUUUGAUAUCUGUGACUUGUAUGGUUCUUGAAGCAAGAGACGAAGUGGAAUUAUUGAUCAUACAAACC